This is a messenger RNA of Elephantulus edwardii (Cape elephant shrew), 1185 nucleotides long. RefSeq names its product nuclear receptor subfamily 0, group B, member 1 (gene NR0B1). The transcript is spliced from 2 exons. Gene Ontology annotation, biological process: negative regulation of transcription by RNA polymerase II. The record is from RefSeq and is a predicted model, not a curated record. Lineage: Eukaryota; Metazoa; Chordata; Mammalia; Macroscelidea; Macroscelididae. Gene Ontology annotation, cellular component: nucleus; cytoplasm. The coding region runs from base 1 to 1185 and encodes 394 amino acids. Gene Ontology annotation, molecular function: transcription factor binding; transcription corepressor activity.
AUGGCGGGCGAGGACCACCAGUGGCAGGGCAGCAUCCUCUACAACAUGCUCAUGAGCGCCAAGCAAACCCGCCAGGCUCCGGAGGCGCCCGAGGCGCCGCUGCGCGGCUCGUGCUGGGGCUGCUCGUGCGGCUCAGCGCAGCCAGGGGACAGAGAAAGCCUGCAGGGCGGGCGGGCCGUGGCGCACAUGUACCGCUGCUGCUUCUGCGGCGAAGACCACCCGCGCCAGGGCAGCAUCCUCUACAGCUUGCUCACUGGCGCCAAGCAAACGCACGUGGCUCCGGACGCGCCCGAGGCACCGUGUGUCCCGCAGAGGCUAGGGGGCACGGACGGGCUGCAGGGAGACCAGACCUUGGAGCUCUUGUACCGCUGGUACUUGGGCAGUGACGACUCACUGCGCCAGGGCAACAAGCUCAACCACCUGGCCUUGGGCGCCAAGCAAACGAAUGUGGCUCUGGAGGCGCCUGAGGUGCAACUCGGGACCCCAUUGUGGGGCCCCUUGUGUGAUGGGCAGAGGCCUGUGGCCCUCCAGAACCCCCAGGUGGUGUGUGAGGCUGCCUCAGCCUGCCUGCUGAAGACGAUGCACUUCGUCAAGAACUUGCCCUGCUUCCAAGUGUUGCCUCUGGACCAGCAGCUGGUGCUGGUGCGAAGCAGCUGGGGGUCACUGCUGCUGCUGCAGCUGGCCCAGGACCAUAUACACUUCCAGACGGUGGAGGCCUCCGAGCCCAGCGUGUUGCAGAAGAUACUCACCACCAGGCGGCGGGAGAGCGCAAGCGAAGAGUCAGCGCCUCAGCCCACGCCGCAGACCCUGUUGGCACAGCUGCCCACGGCCACCGAAGUCCAAGCCAUCAAGGCUUUCCUGGCCAAGUGCUGGAGCCUGGCUAUGAGUACCAAGGAGUACGCCUUUCUCAAGGGGACCGUGCUUUUUAACCCGGACCUCCCCGGCCUGCACUGUGUGAGGUACAUCCAGGGACUUCAGUGGGGGACUCAGCAGAUCCUCCAAGAGCACAUCAGGAUGGUGCACAGAGGGCGGCGGCAGCAAGCCAGAGCGGUGGAACUGAAUGGCGUUCUUUCCCUGCUGAGAUUCGUCAACACCAGUGUCAUUUCUGAACUCUUCUUCAGGCCCAUCAUUGGUACAGUGAGCAUGGAUGACAUGAUGCUGGAAAUGCUCUGUACCAAUUUAUAG